This is a messenger RNA of Panicum virgatum (switchgrass), 606 nucleotides long. RefSeq names its product cysteine proteinase inhibitor 8-like. NCBI's taxonomy places the organism in Eukaryota, Viridiplantae, Streptophyta, Magnoliopsida, Poales, Poaceae. Gene Ontology annotation, molecular function: cysteine-type endopeptidase inhibitor activity. The coding region runs from base 34 to 480 and encodes 148 amino acids. The transcript has a single exon. The record is from RefSeq and is a predicted model, not a curated record.
UGAUAUGACAAGGAGAGAGAAGAAUGUGGUUUCAUGAAAUGUGAGAAGAGUUUCAUCACAUCUGGAGACCCGCUGCUAUUUAAAUGCGCUGCCAGCAAGCCACAGAUCAUAGCCGGCCAUACCAUCCCAGCCAUGAGGACCAAUCUCCUUCUCGUCGCUGCUGUCGUCGUCUGCGCCGUUGCCGCCACACCCACCACGGCAACCAAAGUUGGUGUAUGGGAACCCAUUACCGACAUCAACGACCCUUUCGUCCAGGAGCUCGGUGGGUGGGCGGUGGCGGAGCACGUCAAGGAAGCCAACGACGGGCUCAAGUUAAGCAAGGUUGUGAGCGGCGAUCAAAAGGUUGGGUCUGGAAUGAACUACCGGCUCGUCAUCCACGCGUUGGGCCGGGAUGGUAAGGGCGCCAGCUACAAGGCUCUUGUGUACGACCAGGAGUGGAGCAAUACACGCAGGCUCCUCUCCUUCGCCCCUGCCAACUGAUCGAUCGAUCAGCGAGGACAGACGACAGGAAUAUUUGAUUUUAAGUUCGUCUUGGAUCGCCUCCUUCCGAUUGUAAUAAUUAAGAAGCAGAGUCACCAAUCUUUCAUCUGGCCUUUGCUCUAAAAA